CGAUGUUUGUUAGCUACUCAUGGCGAACUAAAAUAGUAGUUGCACUUGCUACAAGACGUGUUAAUAGAAGAUAAAAUGUCAAAAAAUAAUAGUUUGAAAUUGUUCACCAAAACUUGGUCUCCUGACCGUGUCAUUGCAAAAAACAAUGUUGAUAAAGACCGACCAUUAACAGCAACAUUAGAAAAACCAACUGUUUUAGACAUUAACCUGAUAGGAAAAAUUGACAUGAGCACCAUAAGAAAGGAAUUCUUGAACAUAUCAAACUUAUGUCGUUUGCCUCUAAUUUUGAAAUCUAAAAAAAUGAAAGGUGUAAUAAGUAGACCGGCAACAGUAAAAUUUAAAAAAACAAAGCGUAGUGAAACCAGCGAAGAUAGUCUCGACGAAGAAAACAUAAGUGUGAAAAGUGCCAGAAAAUCAAAAGUACCUAGACCGAACAACCGAUUAAAACAACUUGAUGCCAUUUCUAAGCAGAGCAGUAUUAAAAAAAGUGUCAGUGAUCCUAACAAUAAUAAAUCUUCUGACGGUAAAAAUGUGGUGGAUAUUAAAAUUUUAAAAUUACCACGGAAAAAUUUAAAUGAUGAUGUAAACGUAUCGAGUAAAUUUUUAAGUCAGCCUUGCACAACUUGCGGCAGAGCAAACCAGCCGGAAAGGUUUCACAGUCAUCCUGCAACACCACUGAAAGUUGGCAAGAAAGUGGAAGAGGUGCAAAAAAUACCUGUAAAAAGUAGUGUGCAAAAGCCUAUCGCCAUGAAGUAUAAGUCCAAAAACAAUCCUGAUAAACAACCUAUUUCGAACGUGAAAAAGCCAUCACUUCCAUCACAAAAACUGCUCCACACACCUCCAAAAACUGCAUGUAAAGAAGAGAGCCCCAAAACUACAAGAGCAUGGUCAGCCAAAAAAUUACUAACUUGUAAUAUUUGUGGACGAGAAUUUGGGACUGCUUCUCUACCUCUACAUGAACCGAAAUGUUUAGAGAAAUGGGAAAGAGAAAAUCCAAAUACUGUAAACUUAAGACCCACAUUUCUCGACAAUUCACAUAAUGCACUUACACAAGACUAUCCCAAUAAGCAAACAGAGAAUGAUAUUCAGACAACCCUACAGCCUUGUGAUAACUGUGGCAGGACAUUUUUCCCAGAGAGGUUACUGGUGCAUCAAAGAAGUUGUAAAACCCCUCAACCGAAAAUGCACAAACCACUGCUCCAUUGCACAGCACUUGAUCCCAUUUUCGAUCGACGGAUGAGGACCGUGGUCAACCGCCUGAGAUUGUCUGAUUACAAUAAAAAUUUAUUGGUUCACAAAAUGUAUUUACAGAAAAAAAGUACUGAGCAACUUGCACCGUUUGUGGGCAAUACAACAGAUUAUACAUCAACAGAUUCUAACUGCCUUUGCGAUCAAAUAUACCAACCAAAUUCAUUGAGUGUGCACGAAGAAAACUGCUUGAAAAAAUGGACCGAAGAAAAUACUAAAGUUGUUUCAGUUGAACCAGAAUUAACAAUAGAUCAAAAAACAAUACCGUCAGUAUCAAAACAGGAACUUCUUAGGAUACCAUCAGCAAAAAGGCCACCUCUUUUCCCCUGUUACUUAUGUGGAAAAUUGUUUACUGUAAACUCUAUUUAUAUACAUGAACGUCAGUGUUUGAAGAUGUGGAAAGUGGAAAAUGAAAAACUACCACCACAUAAAAGACGACCCCAUCCUCUUAAACCUGACAUCAGAUUUACAGACGAUGGUAAAAUCGAUUACGCAGCCACCAGUGAGGCAAAUUGGCAGAGUCAUCUCAGUCAAUUAGUUCCUUGUACACACUGUAUGAGGACGUUCAAUCCUGAUCGGGUGGACACACAUGAAAAAAGCUGCAAGGGCUAAUUUCAAAACUGUCUAAGGAGGCUUUCAGCUUAUAUCUAGAUGGUAUCAUUAAAAAAAAUCAGUUCCAAUUGGACACUGAAAUAAGUGGAUAUAUGAGUGCCUCAAGUUGGAAUGUCCGAGAGGUCAACCUACAGAUCUAAGUAUCAUACAACAUACAGAACGAACAACAUUGUGCAAUUCAUAAUUAUUGUAGAUUCUUUGAUUCGUAUAUCUAAUUACAUUUUAAAAAUACAAUAAUUAUACAAAUAUUAAUUUGUGAUAUCCUCCAAAAAUAUGAAAAUUGAGUUUGUUUAGGUUCUUAGAUAUACUUAAUAAUACAGAUAGUGAACAUAGUAUAAAGAAACAGCUUUAGACCUUUUAACGGAAACAUUAGAAUUAAACAUGGAUCUCAAUAUAUUAAAUAGAUAUACUGUAAACAUUAGAACUGAGAAUCAUGUGUUAAAGUGUGAUUAUAUUUAAAUACGAUAUAAUACAUUUUGAAUUAAUCCUG
Molecule: messenger RNA, 2350 nt
Organism: Aethina tumida (small hive beetle)
Lineage: Eukaryota; Metazoa; Arthropoda; Insecta; Coleoptera; Nitidulidae
Product: zinc finger protein 474
Exons: 8
Coding region: 76-1860 (594 amino acids)
Source: RefSeq, a predicted model, not a curated record